UGGGCACAGAAGCAGUCCCGUGUCACCAUUGGAUGAAAGCCUCCCACUACCCGGCCCCUCGUUCAGGUGACUUAUCCAACAAACCGCCCACUUCGGAUGCUGAGCUUGUGACUUGGCAACGGACUGGUUAACCGGCCGAAGACCGAAGUCACGACGGCAAGAAAAAUAGAGUUCUCAUUCAACACUGCCCACACACUGUCUAUAAUAGUCAGGCUAGUGCUACAAGGUCCGUCUUUAUAUUUUGCGGUUGACAGCAGGCCGUUUCGGUUCGGAAAUUACAAACACGAAACAGAAAAGCUCACAGGACAAGGAGACGAGAGAGGUGCGUGACAGCAGAGAGUGAGAGAUCCUAGCCUACACAGUUGCUACUAAGUCUGACAUCAUCACCAAGAGGUCGGAAUCACUUGAAUGCGAAGAUGACAGACGCGGUCGUGGACGGUAAAUUGGAGGCGGUGAAACAGGCUACUAAAUAUGUCAAAGAGACCGAGAACGUCGCGGAAAAAUAUUCUGCGAUGACCGUUAGCAAGAACAGCGACAUGAACAUGAACGUGGGUGAAUUGCAGUCCGCAGCAUUUACUGCUGUGCCAACUCUCAAACCCAUCAAGAAGAUCCAGUUUGCUAACGCGGAGGAUAAACAGGAGUUUCAGAAGUACCCCACUAAGGCUGGCCGGCGCUCCCUCUCUCGCUCCAUCUCCCAGUCCUCCACAGAUAGCUACAGCUCGGCUGCAUCCUACUCAGACAGCUCAGAUGACGAGACCUCUCCUCGGGACAAGGCCCAGGCCAACUCCAAGGGCAGCAGCGACUUCUGCGUUAAGAACGUCAAACAGGCAGAGUUCGGCAGACGGGAGAUCGAGAUCGCAGAACAAGAUAUGUCAGCCCUGAUCUCCCUGAGGAAGAGAGCCCAGGCUGAGAAGCCUCUAGCUGGGGCAAAGAUAGUGGGCUGCACCCAUAUCACAGCUCAGACUGCAGUUCUGAUAGAGACCCUGGUAGCUCUUGGAGCUCAGUGUCGUUGGACAGCCUGUAACAUCUACUCUACUCAGAACGAGGUGGCGGCUGCCCUGGCAGAGACUGGGGUGCCUGUGUUUGCAUGGAAGGGCGAGUCAGAGGAUGAUUUUUGGUGGUGCAUCGACCGCUGUGUCAACAAAGAAGGCUGGCAGGCCAACAUGAUUCUGGAUGACGGAGGGGAUCUGACCCACUGGGUUUAUAAGAAGUACCCCAGCGUGUUCAAGAAGGCUCAGGGCAUCGUGGAGGAGAGUGUCACUGGAGUCCACAGGUUGUACCAGCUGUCCAAGGCAGGCAAGCUGUGUGUCCCGGCCAUGAAUGUGAACGACUCGGUUACCAAGCAGAAGUUUGACAACCUCUACUGCUGCAGAGAGUCCAUCCUGGACGGUUUGAAGAGGACCACUGAUGUGAUGUUUGGAGGGAAACAGGUGGUUGUGUGUGGUUACGGAGAGGUGGGUAAGGGUUGCUGUUCUGCUCUGAAGGCUAUGGGAGCUAUCGUCUGCAUCACAGAGAUAGACCCCAUCUGUGCCCUGCAGGGCUGCAUGGAUGGGUUCAGGGUGGUCAAGCUGAAUGAAGUCAUUCGUCAGAUGGAUAUUGUGAUAACCUGCACAGGCAAUAAGAACGUGGUGACCAGAGACCAGCUGGAUCGGAUUAAGAACGGAUGUAUAGUCUGCAACAUGGGACAUUCCAAUACUGAGAUUGAUGUGGCCAGCCUGCGGAGCCCGGAGCUCACCUGGGAAAGGGUGCGUUCUCAGGUGGACCAUGUGAUCUGGCCCGAUGGCAAGAGGGUCAUUCUGCUGGCUGAGGGUCGUCUGUUGAAUCUGAGCUGUUCCACAGUCCCCACGUUUGUUCUGUCCAUCACAGCUACUACUCAGGCCCUGGCUCUGAUUGAGCUGUUCAAUGCUCCUGAGGGACGCUACAAACAGGACGUCUAUCUGCUGCCUAAGAAAAUGGAUGAGUACGUGGCCAGCUUGCACAUGCCCAACUUUGACGCCCACCUGACAGAGCUGUCUGACGAGCAGGCCAAAUACAUGGGCCUGAACAAGAAUGGACCCUUCAAACCCAACUACUACAGGUAUUAAUGGAAAUGGCCAACGGCGGUGACCUGCAAGCAACAACAUAUGGGAUAAGUGAAUAUAAUAUCUCUAUUUUAUUUGAUAAGUUAUUAAAAAAAGGGAAGAAUAAUAAUAAUUUUGCUUUUGCUGAAUGUAAAUGUUAUUAUUAACAUUGUCACGCAUAAUAAUAUUGAUUAUAUUGAUUAUAUCUAACUUGUCUGUCAGGUGCAUGAAUCUAACCAUGCAUAUCAAACAGCAGAGUCCAAGUACAUGUUCCAAAUGGCACCCUAUUUCAUUUGUAGUGCACUACUUUUGACCAGAGCCUAUGGGUAGUAGUGCACGACAUAGGGAAUAGGGUGCCAUUUGGGACUUAGGCCAAGAGAAGUAACCAUUAAAAAUGUUAGUCAUAUAAUUUUAGUCUGCUGGCUAUGCUUUAAUCUCUUGAAGUAUCAAUUUAGUCACAAUCACAAUGUUCAUUAAUGUCAAUAUGUCACUGUUACUGUGUACACACACACUGACAUUUUAAAUUAAGUACAUUCCAUGAGCCAGAAUUGUGUUUGUGAUCCUAACUGGACUGUUUUAAUGUCUGGUGAAGCAUUGAAGAAGCUACGUGUCAUUAAGCUGAGAGUCGAUGUGUCUUCACAGCCACUUGCUAUCAGUUCAUCUCAAUGUUAAGUUUCAUUCGUGGCUAUUUGUUAUGUUUGAAAUUCUACUCUAUUUUAUAGAUUUAAAAGCACAGUUUGUCCAAGUUGAUUUGUAAAGUCUCUCAUAGAAACUGUUCUGUUGUCGCUAAAUGGUUCUGUUGAUUUUUAAGUCGUAUGUUGACAAGACAUGCCUUGUGGUGAUUUCUGCUUUCACUUGCUUAUGUUGAUCAUCUAAAUGAUUUAUACUUGUGAUUGUUGUAACUGGAUGUAUGAUAUAGCAGCAAUAAGCUCAUCCUAUAAUUAAUAAACAGAAAUAUACGUUUAA
Messenger RNA from Oncorhynchus kisutch (coho salmon), 3026 nucleotides. Its product is annotated as S-adenosylhomocysteine hydrolase-like protein 1. Gene Ontology annotation, biological process: L-methionine cycle. The transcript is spliced from 16 exons. Gene Ontology annotation, cellular component: cytosol. Lineage: Eukaryota; Metazoa; Chordata; Actinopteri; Salmoniformes; Salmonidae. The record is from RefSeq and is a predicted model, not a curated record. The coding region runs from base 417 to 2084 and encodes 555 amino acids.